Messenger RNA from Beta vulgaris subsp. vulgaris (sugar beet), 2444 nucleotides. Its product is annotated as probable methyltransferase PMT2. Bases 208 to 2025 code for a protein of 605 amino acids. The record is from RefSeq and is a predicted model, not a curated record. Gene Ontology annotation, molecular function: methyltransferase activity. Gene Ontology annotation, cellular component: endosome; cytoplasm; trans-Golgi network. The transcript is spliced from 7 exons. Lineage: Eukaryota; Viridiplantae; Streptophyta; Magnoliopsida; Caryophyllales; Amaranthaceae.
ACAAAAAAUUUAUUUUCAGCGCCCAAAACCUGAUCCUCUCUUGCCAUUCCUCGUACACGAAAAUAAAUAAAUCAUACAAUUUGCAUUUGAAUCGGAGAUUUAUAUAUUAAUAUCAUACCUUCAAGGCGACUAUGAUUCCGUUGAACUAAUUAAACAGGACGAAGAGGAACAUCAAAACUAUCAGUUUGCCAAAAUCUCUUUUUAAGCAUGGGAACUAAAGGAAGCAAUGGAGACUAUAAAACCAGGAGCCCAUUAUCAAUUUUCAUUGUUAUAGGAUUAUGUUGCUUCUUUUUUCUAUUGGGUUCAUGGCAACGGAGUGGUUUUGGUAAGGGAGAUCGAAUUGCCGCGCAAAUCACAAAGCAAACAGACUGUAGUAUCUUAACUGAUUUAAACUUUGAAACCCAUCAUGGUGAAAAUCUUAUUAAAGAGGUUAAGAGAUUCGAUCCGUGUCCUGAUCGUUUCAUUGAUUACACACCUUGCCAAGAUCAGGGGCGAGCAAUGACAUAUCCUCGCGAGAAUAUGAAUUACAGAGAGAGACAUUGUCCACCAGAGGAAGAGAAAUUGCGUUGCCUAGUUCCGGCACCUAAGGGAUAUGUUACUCCAUUCCCUUGGCCUAAAAGCCGCGAUUAUGUACCUUAUGCAAAUGCGCCUUAUAAGAGUUUGACAGUUGAGAAGGCUGUGCAGAAUUGGAUACAAUAUGAAGGUGAUGUGUUUAAGUUUCCUGGUGGAGGAACACAGUUUCCUCAUGGUGCAGAUGCAUAUAUUGAUGAUCUUGCCUCUGUCAUUCCUUUGGAUGAUGGCAUGAUUAGAACUGCUCUGGAUACUGGUUGUGGGGUUGCAAGUUGGGGAGCAUACUUGUUCAAGAAAAAUGUCCUAGCUAUGUCAUUUGCACCAAGAGACUCCCAUGAAGCACAAGUUCAGUUUGCUCUUGAGAGAGGAGUUCCUGCUAUAAUUGGUGUUUUGGGAACUAUAAAGCUUCCUUAUGCACCUAGAUCAUUUGAUAUGGCUCAUUGCUCUAGAUGUCUUAUUCCAUGGGGUGCAAAUGGUGGAAUUUACAUGAUGGAAGUUGAUAGAGUUCUUAGACCUGGGGGCUAUUGGGUACUCUCUGGUCCACCCAUCAAUUGGGAGAUCAAUUACAGAGCAUGGCAACGUCCCAAAGAGGAGCUUCAAGAAGAACAAAGGAAAAUUGAGGAGAUGGCUGAACUUUUAUGCUGGGAGAAGAAAUCUCAGAAGGGUGAAAUUGCUAUUUGGAGAAAGAGGGAAAAUUGUAGGGAGCGAGUCUCUCGUGUUACAAUGUGUGACUCACAAUAUACCACUGAUGUCUGGUAUAAGAAAAUGGAGGCAUGCAUAACUCCAUACCCAGAAACUAGAUCUUCAGAUGGAAUCUCUGGAGGAGAAUGGAAGCCGUUUCCUGACAGACUUAAUGCUACUCCUUACAGAAUAGAGAGUGGUGCUGUUCAUGGAGUUUCCGUUGAAGCAUAUCAAGAUGAUAUCAAACUCUGGACAAAGCAUGUCAAACAUUACAAAAGGGUAAACAAACUGCUUGAUACUGGAAGGUACCGCAACAUCAUGGACAUGAAUGCUGGUCUUGGAAGCUUUGCUGCAGCAAUUGAUUCCCCAAAAUUAUGGGUUAUGAAUGUUGUUCCCACUAUAUCAGAGAAGGAUACUUUAGGUGUUCUUUACGAACGAGGUCUCAUAGGCAUAUAUCAUGAUUGGUGUGAAGCCUUCUCUACAUACCCCAGGACAUAUGACCUGAUACACGCAUAUGGUCUUUUCAGCUUGUACAAGAACAAAUGUAAUACAGAGGAUAUCCUCCUGGAAAUGGAUCGAAUGCUACGACCUGAAGGAGCUGUGAUAUUCCGAGAUGAAGUAGAUGUGCUAAUGAAGGUAAAGAGAAUAGCAGCCGGCAUGAGGUGGAACACCAAAAUGAUAGACCAUGAAGAUGGUCCUCUCCACACAGAGAAGGUGCUCUUUAUUGUCAAACAGUAUUGGGUUGCCAGCGGAAACAACUCCACCUCUGUGUAACCGUGAGUAGUAGAGAAAAAUAUGAUUUCUAGUUGACGUUACUGGUAUUACAGGAACGGCGAUCACAGUUUUGGUGAUCUGAUAUUGAAACAGCACGGAAUCAGAGCUAGGCCUUCCAAGUAUUAACCUUUCAGCUACUUUUUAUCGAAAUUUUUGCAUUCUGCACAAGCAGCAUGUCUCUUAAAAAAAUGAGCGAGGUUGUUUCCUUCUUUUUUACAGUUUUGUGAUGUAACACAGGUACCAAGAAGCAGAGGUAUUUGUACUUUGUAGUUAGCUUCAGUUAGCUCACUAGCUCGAAUUUCUACUCUAUACCAAUUUCGUAUAAAUUACUUAAAUAUAAAUUCUUCUGAGUUUGUAAACUGGUGAUUUUGUAACCUUUUCGACAGGAGAUAAAGUCUAAGCUUUGUGUUUGGGCUCGA